Messenger RNA from Sarcophilus harrisii (Tasmanian devil), 933 nucleotides. Its product is annotated as olfactory receptor 10AG1-like. Gene Ontology annotation, molecular function: olfactory receptor activity; G protein-coupled receptor activity. Gene Ontology annotation, cellular component: membrane. NCBI's taxonomy places the organism in Eukaryota, Metazoa, Chordata, Mammalia, Dasyuromorphia, Dasyuridae. Bases 1 to 933 code for a protein of 310 amino acids. The record is from RefSeq and is a predicted model, not a curated record. Gene Ontology annotation, biological process: G protein-coupled receptor signaling pathway. The transcript has a single exon.
AUGGAAAUAAUGGCAGAAGCAAAUCUCAGCUUUGUGGAAGAACUUAUUCUUUUGGGUUUCUCUGACUUACCUCAUCUCCAAGGUAUUCUCUUUGGUAUUUUCUUAUACAUUUACAUAAAUAUCCUGAUAGGAAAUGGUCUCAUUAUUGUAAUUACAAAAUCUGAUGCAACACUCCAAACCCCCAUGUACUUUUUUCUAGGCAAUUUUGCCUUUUUGGAAAUCUGCUACACAUCAGUCACUAUUCCCAGAAUGCUUUCAGAUCUUUGGACUCAAAACACAAAUAUUUCUUUGCUGGCUUGUGCAGUUCAACUUUGCUUCUUUCUUAUUCUGGCAGCAUCUGAGUGUCUUCUCCUAACUAUGAUGGCAUAUGACCGAUAUGUGGCCAUUUGUAAGCCAUUAUAUUAUACACUUAUUAUGAAUCACAAAAUAUGUGUCCAACUAGUACUUGCCUCCUGGAUCUCUGGGGUUCCCAUAAUGAUUGGCCAGACAUAUCAAGUUUUCUCUUUACCUUUUUGUGAUUCUAAUAUACUUGAUCACAUUUUCUGUGACCUGCCACCAUUAAUGAAGUUAGCCUGUGAAGACACAUUUUGGAAUGAAGUUACAUUCUACACAAUAAUUGUCUUAUUUGCUUUUAUUCCCUUUUUGCUGAUAUUUUACUCCUAUAUCAGGAUCUUCAUUACCAUCCAAAAGCUUCCUUCAAUAAUAGGAAGAUCCAAAGCCUUUUCUACUUGCUCCUCCCACCUUAUGGUUGUGACGUUGUUUUACGGAUCCGGUAUUAUUUCAUAUUUACAAUCCAAGACCAGUUAUAAAAAAGGAAUAGAAAAAAUUAUUUCUCUUUUCUAUAUCUUUAUAACUCCUUUAUUCAAUCCCCUGAUUUACAGCUUUAGGAACCGGGAUGUCAUUGUGGCAAUGAAAAAAGUAUUUUCUAAAUGA